AGGCAGAGGAAAAGCGUAACCUUUGACCCAGCAGCUGUAACUAGUUAAAAAACAUCAACGUCGAGUCGAUGAGUUAUCUUCAAUUAUUUGACGUUCUAAAAACAACUGAAACAACGGAGCUGACAAAGAAGAACAGGGAGUAGGUCGAGGAUGGCCACUGGAGACGAAAGUGAUGAUGGUCUGAAAUGUGCAAUAUGUCUGGAUGUUUACUGCAAACCAAUUAAGAUUACUUGUGAACAUACGUUCUGUGAAGAAUGCUUAGCUCCAUAUUUAGAUGUCCCCUCACCAAACUGCCCACUGUGUCGGAAGGUCUUUGACCCCAAGAAGAAGGCCAAAGCAAAAGACAUUGAGAAACAAAUAUCAUCAACUAAGUCUGUCUGCACUGGCUGUAGUAAGAAGAUGUCAAUGUCAAAAAUCCGAAGCCACACAGCAACCUGCCCCAAGAUGGGAACCAUGACAGACUCGGCUUCAAAAUUCAAGCCAGUAGCUACUACAUCACAGAAAGCACCACGCGAUGUUCCAAAUCGGUCAACCUUCAAGUGUCCAUUCUGCGGCCUUAAGAACCUAGACAGUAACGACCUGAACAGGCACUGCAACAAGGAGCACAAGGAGACCACAAUGUCCGUUGUCUGCCCGAUAUGUGCCUCCAUGCCCUGGGGGGACCCCAACUACCAAAGCAGUAACUUUAUUGAACACCUGAACCUGCGACAUAAAUUUGAGUACGAUACCUAUGUGGAUUACAAUCAGGACGAAGAGGAAAUAUUGCAGAAGGUUUUGGAGUCAUCCCUGCAAGACAAGUGACUUCAGUUGGCUUUCAUUGGUGUAUUGUAAAUUGCAAGUUACAGUGCAAGUUGGCAUUGGCAGUGCUGUCUUGAGAGGCCAAUCUCAUGGAUCGUCAAACACACAUUUGCUAACCACAGAUAAAUUUGGGGGAAAAAAAAUCAGAAUGCCAUUUGGGCCCAAUGUCAUAUCUCUGCUUACCUUUAGCAAAAAAUUGCCAAUUACUGUAGCAAAAAAAUCAGCGCUUUCAGUUAAUAGCCUAUUUCACAGGUUAGGGAGGAAUUGUGGCUUAUCUGCAUGGGUAAAUUCCAUUACUAAGAAUGCUGUGCUUACAGAGUUAGUACAAAUGAUUUUGGCCAGCGCUGUUAGCACAGGAUGGUGAUUAAAAGUGCAGAAUUCUGCGGUAAACAGAGCCAUAUAAUCAGGCCCUGAUGUAUGUAGUUUUGCGGUCCCAAGCUGAGAUUUUGCCAGAAAAUAUUUCUGAGCAGAAAUUUUCUGCAAAGCAGUCUUAAGAAACUGGUCCCAGAUCGUCAAGAUAUCUUGGACCUUCCCCACAACAGAGUGAAACAAUGGUCAGUGGCAUUAUAUCAAAUACCCCACACAUUUGCAUAGAUUUCUUGUCUGAAAAUUAAGGAAAGCUCAUCAUUUGCUUUUAUUAACCAAUUUGAAAAAAAAGUAAGAUAUUGAAAUGUUAUUGAAGAAAGAAAAAAUCAGUUAGCUGGGAAAUCUUCGAAUGUUUCAAACAAUAUUUUUAAACUUAGCGAUUCAAAUCAUAUCAAGACAUUCGGUUUGUAACAUAUAGUAUUUUAAUAUUUUAAUAUGUAAAUAGUUUGAUGGUUUGAACAGAAUUAUUUUGGCAUUUCAGAACAGUAGACAUGACACAAACGUAAUGGAUUGCAAAUAUAGAUUCUCCUGCAUCUGUGUACAUGUAUAGGUGAGCGGCCGCGGGCCAUCACCACGUUAUGGGGAAGUUUUUUAUUGUUAGGGAAAUUCAGACUGAGGUAUGGGGACUUUCUGCUGUCCCCAUAGUGUCUUCAGUUCCCAUAAUACCGUGGGACAACACGUGUGUAGUCCCCAUGGGUACGAAACAAGAAUGUCUCUACAUGUACAUUACACGCAACAUUUUUGUUGGGGCUCUAAUGGUUUUUGUUAUUUUUGUUAUAAAGUCAAAACUAUAUUAUGGCUGGGGCCACUACUGUAGUUGGGACAUAGUAUUUCUAUUA
Messenger RNA from Patiria miniata (bat star), 2003 nucleotides. Its product is annotated as E3 ubiquitin-protein ligase RNF166-like. Gene Ontology annotation, molecular function: ubiquitin protein ligase activity. Bases 151 to 801 code for a protein of 216 amino acids. The record is from RefSeq and is a predicted model, not a curated record. Gene Ontology annotation, biological process: protein polyubiquitination; ubiquitin-dependent protein catabolic process. Lineage: Eukaryota; Metazoa; Echinodermata; Asteroidea; Valvatida; Asterinidae. The transcript is spliced from 6 exons.